Uranotaenia lowii is the source of this 2614-nucleotide messenger RNA. RefSeq lists its product as uncharacterized. The coding region runs from base 605 to 1216 and encodes 203 amino acids. The record is from RefSeq and is a predicted model, not a curated record. NCBI's taxonomy places the organism in Eukaryota, Metazoa, Arthropoda, Insecta, Diptera, Culicidae. The transcript has 3 exons.
CAUUUUAAAACAACUAUUGUUGCGAUACGGUCGCAAAAGCUAAUUUUCCGCGCGCUACUAAUUGUUAGUCGGAUUUUUUUUCGUGUUUCGCUGGUAUCCUUACGGAUGUGAAUUAGCAGGAUCGCGUCGCCGCUCGGUGAUUUAUUUGAGGAUAGUUUUUUUGUUCUCACCUCUUUAGUUGUUGGAUUUUGUUUUCCAAGAAACAGGUGGAAAAACAGGUUUCGCCUGCAAGACUGCAUCGUAGUCCCAUUCAUCGGAUUGGAAUUGUUGCACUAAUAAGCUAUGAAUGGUGUAUCCUGGAGCUUCACAGCAAUGUGCUGAAGUGAUUGAUGCCUCUGAUCUACCACCGAUAAACUGUUGAAUAGUUGUUUGAUUUUCGUUUGAUUAUGAUUUGUUAUUCCUUUUAAAUGGUAGUGAGAUUAUUAUAAAGGCGAUAGCGUUCGAACAGAGUGGCAGUUGAGAAAUACGUCAGAUUUUCAACGAGCACAGGAAAAAAACGGCAAAAAUUCUCUCGAGGGGCCAGCACAAACGAAAACGUGAAAAGGCUGCAAAAAGAAAGUGAAAGUUUGCAAAAAUCACGACCACAAAGUAAGAGUGAACGAAAAUGGGUGCCUUAAAGAAAAUGACACGGUGUGGUAGCAUAAGCAUGCUAUUCGGUAUACUAAUUGUGCUAUUUGGCGUCAGUUCGUCGGCUUUGACCACUUUUGGCAAGUCGAACACUAAUCAACAGGCUCCGACCCCGACUCGGGCACCAGUGAAAGCCAAGGAAUGCUCCGGUCACGCGGAUUGUACCACAAUUCAGAACACGAGCUGUGUGGCGGCGGCGGAUGAACGAAUGCGAUGCCUGUGUGGCGACUUCGAGGCGCCCGACAACGGAAAAUGCCAUGCCCCAUUCAAAGGUCUUCGCCAUCUGUGUCAGAACACGAUGCAGUGUGACAUCGGUAUGACCUGCGCCGUGGAGAACAUCACUAAAACGACAACCCUGGUGAUGAGCAAAACAUUCGCGACCAGUAACUCGGCGAACAACACCAACAACUUCAAAGUGUGCCUAUGCGACAAGGAUCUGGGCUUUGCGGAAGACCCACACGAUCUGCGCCAUUGCAGCGGAGCCAUUCAAUCGUGGACUGUGUCAGAACCCCUUCUUCCAGUGCUGAUUGUCGUGAUCGGAAUGUCACUGAUGCGAAAACCCUUCCAUUCUCUGGACGUUGAAAUAUGAGCGUGAAAGUUUCUCACGCUGGUGCUUUCGUUAAAUCAUAAACAUAGGAAGACUUCAUGUAUCAACAAAACAACUAUAAAUAACAUCAAAAAUUGCUAUAAUUUUUUUCAAAAGCUCUAAAUAUGAUGUGAUUAAUGUUUAUAUAGAAUAGCGAUAAGAUAUGAAAGCAAAACAAGAACGUGCAAUUUCUGCUUAAAAUAUCGUGUUUCUUCCCUGGUACGCCUAUGCAAGUGCACUUACUUAAGUCAUAGUAAUGAUACAAAAUAUUUCUUAUAUAUAAUCAACUUUUACAAUGCUUACUGUGAGAAGCAGCUUGAAUAAGACAAAAUUCAUGUUUUAAUAUUAUAACGCAUUUAAACUCGUGAUAAUGACAAGGCAAUUCAUAUUGAUACAAUACCAAAAAAAAAUUCGUUCGAUUAUCAUCAAGGUGAACCUGUAAGGUGGUUACGAAAACAUAAGCCCGAAAGCGUUGCAUAAUGCAACACUCACCAUCAGUAUACAAAAAGAACCAAAACCGGAAACCUGAUUUUUGUGUUUUUCACAUGGUUGCAAAACCGGUCGUAUGCUAUUAAUAUAUGCAUGUUAAUAUAAAGUGUAAAAAAAAUUUAUGCAACUAGCAAAGAGAAAAGAUAUCCAAGAUCAAGCAAGUUGCACUCAAUAGUUUGUUUUCCUCUGUUUAAAACAUGGGUGAUCAAAACAGCUUUAAGUUGAAGCUAACGGAAAGUAAUACAUAUUCUGCAGCUCGCUAGGUUCAAAUUAAGGCUCUUUUGAUAAAAAUAUUGUUCAUCCAAGUUUUAAAACUUUCGCAUGUUUUGUCGCUGAGUCCAUCGCUAGCGCUGAAAUGCUCAUUCUUGCUUUUGGUUUCGAAUAAAAACAUUUCAAUAAAAAUAAUUUCGAUUGCUUAAUCCAAAAUCAGAGAAGUAUUGCAUAGUUAUGCGAUACUAAAUGCUAGCACAUGCUAGUGACUAUAACAUAACCUUUGGUAAACAUUCCCAAAUUUUAGACAACAAGAACAGGAAAAAAUAUUACAAAUAAAAUCUUGAGGAUAAACAUGAACAUUAAUUUAUGUACUUCGGCACAACAAUUGAUCCAUCAGAUAUGUACACUCAAUGUAAGCUCGAUAUUCGAAAUCUUAGGGUAUGCUUUAGUUUUCCUAACUGAUAAAGAUGAAUAUGAAGAAACCAAAACGUAAUAGUUGUACUUUAGGAUAGAUAGCGGGAUAGAUAUUCUAUAUAGCGAGAGAGACUUUUUAUAUUACCUUUCCAUUGCUUUAGUGUUUCUGAGAAUUUUGGAAGCAUCGAAAGAAAAUCACAACAAGCCCAAAUCACAACGGUCGCAUCUUUCGCAGAAGAAGUUAAAAUAAAACAUAUCAUUCAUCGGUGAUAGUCUAAAUGACAA